Molecule: messenger RNA, 3563 nt
Organism: Arvicanthis niloticus (Nile rat)
Lineage: Eukaryota; Metazoa; Chordata; Mammalia; Rodentia; Muridae
Gene: Scube2
Product: signal peptide, CUB domain and EGF like domain containing 2
Biological process (GO): signal transduction
Cellular component (GO): cell surface
Molecular function (GO): calcium ion binding
Source: RefSeq, a predicted model, not a curated record
GUCGGCGGGCGCAGAGGCCGGGAGCCCGCACACGCCUCCCCGCGCCGCUGCUGCCGCAGGCUCUCCGCCGCUCCGCGCGCUGCGGCUGCCAUGGGGGUCGCGGGCUGCGGUCGGCUUCGGGAGGCCGGGGCGCUGCUGCUGCUGCUGCUGCUGGUGCUGCCGCCGCCACCGCUGCUGGCCGCCGCCGUCCCUCCUGACCGGGGUCGCACCGACCGGCCGCUCGAGGAUGUGGAUGAGUGUGCCCAAGGGCUAGAUGACUGCCAUGCUGAUGCGCUGUGUCAGAACACACCUACUUCCUACAAGUGCUCUUGCAAGCCUGGCUACCAAGGGGAAGGCAGGCAGUGUGAGGACUUGGAUGAAUGUGACAAUGCACUCAAUGGCGGCUGUGUCCACGACUGUUUAAACAUUCCAGGCAAUUAUCGAUGCACCUGUUUCGAUGGCUUCAUGUUGGCUCAGGACGGUCAUAAUUGUCUUGAUGUGGACGAAUGCUUGGAGAACAAUGGCGGCUGCCAGCACACCUGCACCAACGUCAUGGGGAGCUAUGAGUGUCGCUGCAAAGAAGGUUUCUUUCUAAGUGACAAUCAGCACACUUGCAUUCACCGUUCAGAAGAGGGCCUGAGCUGUAUGAACAAGGAUCAUGGCUGUGGUCACAUCUGCAAGGAGGCCCCGAGAGGCAGCGUUGCCUGUGAAUGCAGGCCUGGUUUUGAACUGGCUAAAAACCAGAGAGACUGCAUCUUGACUUGUAACCAUGGAAAUGGUGGGUGUCAGCACUCCUGUGAAGAUACAGCAGAAGGCCCUGAGUGUAGUUGCCAUCCACGGUACAGGUUGCAUGCUGAUGGGAGAAGCUGCCUAGAGCACGAGGGCACCGUCCUGGAAGGGACAGAGAACAACGCCACAUCAGCGGCAGAUGGAGACAAGCGGGUGAAGCGGCGGCUGCUCAUGGAAACAUGUGCUGUCAACAAUGGAGGCUGUGACCGCACCUGUAAGGACACAUCAACAGGUGUCCACUGCAGUUGUCCCACUGGAUUCUCUCUCCAGCUGGAUGGGAAGACAUGUAAAGAUAUCGAUGAGUGCCAGACCCGGAAUGGAGGUUGUAACCAUUUCUGCAAAAACACUGUGGGCAGUUUUGACUGCAGCUGCAAAAAAGGAUUUAAAUUACUAACAGACGAGAAGUCUUGCCAAGAUGUGGAUGAAUGUUCUUUGGAAAGGACCUGUGACCACAGCUGCAUCAACUACCCUGGCACAUUUAUUUGUGCCUGCAACACAGGGUACACUCUCUAUAGCUUCACCCACUGUGGAGACACCAACGAGUGCAGCAUCAACAAUGGAGGCUGCCAGCAAGUUUGUGUCAACACAGUGGGUGGCUACGAGUGCCAGUGUCAUCCAGGGUACAAGCUCCACUGGAAUAAAAAAGACUGUGUGGAAGUGAAGGGCUUCCUGCCCACUAGCAAGACACCCCGUGUGUCCCUGCACUGUGGUAAAAGUGGUGGAGGAGACAAGUGCUUCCUAAGAUGCCACUCUGGCAUUCACCUCUCAUCAGGACUGCAAGAGGCUUACUCUGUCACCUGUGGCUCUUCUUCUCUCAGAAGCAGACAGCAAAAAUCAAAUGACUCUGCUUUUGGGGAUAUCGUCACCGUCAGAACAAGUGUAACCUUUAAGCUAAAUGAAGGCAAGUGUAGUUUGCAAAAGGCCAAGCUGUCUCCCGAGGGCCUGCAAUCAGCACUACCAGAGAGGCACAGCUCAGUAAAAGAGAGCUUCCAGUACGCAAACCUUACAUGCAGCCCUGGCAAGCAAGUCCUGGGAGCCCUUGCCCGACCGAACGUUCCUAAGGAAAUGUUUAUCACGGUUGAGUUUGAACGGGAAACUUACGAAAAGGAGGUGACAGCUUCCUGCAAUCUGAGCUGCGUGGUAAAGCGGACAGAGAAGAGGCUGCGGAAAGCUAUCCGCACACUCAAGAAGGCUGCCCACAGGGAGCAGUUUCACCUGCAGCUCUCAGGCAUGGACCUCGAUGUGGCUAAAAAGUCCCCCAGAGUGUCAGAACAGCAGCAGGAGACCUGUGGAGUGGGCCAGGGUCGUGAAGAAAGCCAGUGUGGCCUUUGCCAACCAGGCGAAUAUUCAGCAAAUGGAUUUGCCCCUUGCCAGCUCUGUGCCCUGGGCACCUUUCAGCCUGAUGUGGGCCGUACAUCUUGCCUCCCAUGUGGAGGAGGUCUUCCUACCAAACAUCUGGGAGCUACUUCCUUCCAAGAUUGUGAAACCAGAGUUCAAUGUUCGCCUGGGCAUUUCUACAACACCACCACACACCGAUGUAUCCGUUGCCCACUGGGGACAUACCAGCCUGAAUUUGGAAAAAAUAAUUGUGUUUCCUGCCCGGGCAAUACUACCACUGACUUUGAUGGCUCCACCAACAUAACACAGUGUAAAAACAGAAAGUGUGGAGGGGAGCUGGGGGAUUUCACAGGGUAUAUUGAAUCCCCAAACUACCCUGGGAACUAUCCAGCCAACUCAGAGUGCACCUGGACCAUCAACCCACCCCCAAAACGCCGGAUCCUGAUCGUGGUGCCUGAGAUCUUCCUGCCCAUAGAGGAUGAUUGCGGUGACUACCUGGUGAUGCGGAAAACCUCAUCAUCAAAUUCUGUGACCACAUAUGAAACCUGCCAGACCUACGAACGCCCCAUCGCCUUCACCUCCAGGUCAAAGAAACUGUGGAUUCAGUUCAAAUCCAAUGAAGGGAACAGUGCCCGAGGCUUCCAGGUUCCCUAUGUGACAUACGAUGAAGACUACCAGGAGCUCAUUGAAGACAUAGUUCGAGAUGGCAGGCUCUAUGCCUCUGAGAACCACCAGGAAAUACUGAAGGAUAAGAAACUGAUCAAGGCUCUGUUUGAUGUCCUGGCACAUCCCCAGAACUAUUUCAAGUACACAGCCCAAGAGUCCCGAGAGAUGUUUCCAAGAUCUUUCAUCCGAUUGCUACGUUCCAAAGUGUCAAGGUUUCUGAGGCCUUACAAAUGACUCUUCCCACAUGCCAUCCCAAACGGGGUCCUACUGUGGGCUCAGUGGGCUGCAGACGUCUCCCCUCCACAUGCCAGCCUGCCAUCGGAUUAUUACCACGCCCAGUAUCAGUGACUCGUCAGUUCAGUUUUUAUAGACAAUACAGAUAUCUUGGUAAACUGAACUUGGGUUUUCUUUCCCAGCAUUUCAGAUGUAGACUUCAUACGCUUGGACUAGCACUGUGUGGGCACAUGUCCUGGAUGUCGUGAGGGCUGGCUGAACUGGCCUCCUUUUGGGCUCUUAGUCCUCCAGCUGUCUGUAGUGGAAAGGAGGCCACAGAAGGGCCACUCUGGCUACAUCGCCAUGUCCUCCAGGCCAGUCCUCUCCCAGGGAGCAUCUGUACUCAUCAGAGGUGACCAAGCCAAACAGGCAAGCAGGAGGGAAGGCCAAGCACUCCAGGAGACUCCCAGGCCUUCUGAGUCAUGGGAAGACUCAGAUCCUCUCAGCCUUCUGCAGCCUCUGCAAUGCCAGUUUAAUCCUAACUGUGAGUUUUAAGCAGCGAUGAUUUAAAAAAGAAA